Photinus pyralis (common eastern firefly) is the source of this 1530-nucleotide messenger RNA. RefSeq lists its product as uncharacterized. The transcript is spliced from 2 exons. The coding region runs from base 1 to 1530 and encodes 509 amino acids. NCBI's taxonomy places the organism in Eukaryota, Metazoa, Arthropoda, Insecta, Coleoptera, Lampyridae. The record is from RefSeq and is a predicted model, not a curated record.
AUGGAUAGUACAACUAAAGUGGAAAACACACCCCAGGCGGGUAUGAGCUUUGACUCUGAGUCCCGCCCCGCAGAAGCUGUAAACAUCCUUCUCUUCGGAGAAACAGGGAGAAGAUCGCCCAUUGAUGUACAGCCGACUCCGCAAGGCGUAAGUCCUUUUAUGAGGAGUGCCAAAACUCAGAGAUCUCCCAUGCGGUCGAGACCUGAGGAAUUAAUAACUAACCAAAUAAACAGAACAGAAAAACAAACAGAAAAAGAAAUACACUUAGAUCGAGACAGACAGACAGCCAACGAAGUAAUAAUAGACGAUGAAGAACAACAAAACGCAAAAAAGAAAAGAAAACGCAGCAGAAAACACAGCCCAAACGAGAAACUUAAAGAAACCCACGAGACACAGCUCGUUGAACAGAACUAUACAUUAAAACUGAAACACACCAAACUCGAAACGCUGAGCCCUUUUCAGAUGCAGCGAGAGAUAUUCCAAUGUGUGGGGGAAGCAGUAGAAAUAAAAAAAAUAGCGCAAGAUACCCUAAAUAUUAAACUAAAAAACCUGAAUCAAUUAUACAAAUUACAACAGCUUGCUACAAUAUGUAAAGAAGAGGCAGAGGUCAAACCAAACGAUCGAUUAAAUAAGUCAAUAGGAAUCAUUAGGAGUAACGACCUACUAGCGUGCAGUAAUGAAGAGCUGCUAACAGAAUUAAAAGACCAAGGAGUGAGCGAGGUAAUGAGAAUACUGAAAAAGGAAGGGAGCGAACUGAAACCGACUGCAUCAAUUAGAAUAACGUUCAAUAGUAGUCAGCUACCAAAAGUAAUAUACGCAGCGUAUCUCCGAAUUGAGGUAAAACAAUGUAUACCGCUUCCCAUUCGCUGCCUUAACUGUCUAAAAUUUGGACACCCGCAAAAAUAUUGCACAGCCAAGCAAAUGUGUGACUGUGGGAAAGAGCGACACGAGGCAGGAACCAACUGCGACACACCGCCUAAGUGUAUAAACUGCAACGAGCCCCACCGCACCAGGUCGUCUGAAUGCGAUGCCUGGCGAACGGAAAAGGAAAUAAUCAAAUACAAAACAAUACACAAGACAUCGUAUUGGCAAGCGAGGCAAACAGUGACCAGUAAGUCAUAUGUGAGACAGUCAACAUCAUAUGCGGGAGCGGUAAUUCGUAAGACGACACCAUUACCUCCGUCUAGGGAGCAAGUAAGACACAACGAUUUACUACACAAAGAAACAAAAAAACCUUACGAAUUAUCGAGAAUCACCAAAGCGGAUAGGUCCGAGUCAAUGUCAUCAAUAAUCUCGAUAGAAAGUCCGAGUGUUAGCCUUGGGCAGCAAGGGCCACCUAUAAAACACUGGAAUGACAAUAGUUGUGGGCAAGAAACAGAGGAUACUGACUCUGCCGAUACCGAAGCAUCGCAAUCACAACCAAAAAAACCAAAGAACCCAAGAGGGUGGCCACGAGGCAAACCAAGAAUAAACCAAAGAAAAGAUCCGGAAGUGACAACCUACGUCAAAAGGAAAAAAAAAGAUACUUAA